GUGAGAGGUGUAUUAGCCACUUAUCGUUUUUUGGUCUUAGCUAGCUACUCAUUCCUGCUUUUCGACAUUUUGCGUUAAAUACUGUUUAGUUCUUCAGUCGAACUAUCUAAUGAUGACGGGCUCAAACGAGUUCAAACUGAACCAAGGUCCAGAUGAUGCUAUAUCUGCAGUAAAGUUCAGCCCCAGUACAUCCCAGUUCCUGUUGGUUUCUUCCUGGGACUCAACUGUACGCCUCUAUGAUGUUGGUGGAAACUCCAUGAGAAUGAAGUAUCAACAUGUGGCACCUGUGCUUGAUUGCGCUUUUUACGAUCCUACUCAUGCUUGGAGUGGAGGGCUGGAUAAUCAGCUGAAAAUGCACGAUUUGAAUACAGAUCAAGACACAAUAGUUGGAACUCAUGACGCCCCCAUUCGAUGUGUCGAGUACUGCCCAGAGGUCAAUGUCAUGGUAACGGGUAGCUGGGACAUGUCUGUGCGGCUGUGGGAUCCUCGUACUCCUUGCAAUGCUGGCACUUUCACCCAACCUGAGAGGGUCUACACCCUCUCAGUGGCUGGGGAUCGUCUGAUUGUGGGCACAGCUGGGCGGAGGGUGCUCGUCUGGGACUUAAGGAACAUGGGAUAUGUUCAGCAGAGACGAGAGUCCAGCCUCAAAUACCAGACCCGCUGCAUACGGGCCUUCCCCAACAAACAGGGCUAUGUGCUAAGCUCCAUUGAGGGCAGGGUGGCAGUGGAAUACCUGGACCCAUGCUUGGAGGUGCAGAAGAAGAAAUAUGCCUUUAAAUGCCAUCGUCUAAAGGAGAACGGCAUAGAGCAGGUGUAUCCUGUCAAUGCCAUUUCCUUCCAUAGCGUCCACAACACAUUUGCCACAGGUGGCUCGGACGGCUUUGUGAACAUCUGGGACCCAUUCAAUAAGAAGCGCUUGUGCCAGUUCCACCGCUAUCCCACGAGCAUUGCUUCACUAGCUUUCAGCACUGAUGGCUCCCUACUGGCCAUUGCCUCCUCUUACAUGCAUGAGCAGGGUGACAUCACACACCCCGCUGACGCAAUCUACAUUCGCCAGGUCACCGAUGCAGAGACUAAACCCAAGUCAACCUAAGGCUGUUUUCAGGAAUGUGACCUCCUGAGGUUUUCACUGGCAUCCAGUUGCUCAUAAAUACUUUUUAGCCCUCCUUCCUUUCCCUGUCUUGUCCUUUUCUUUAUACUUUUCUAUAUGUAGUUCCCUUGUCAUUAGCAAAGUUGCCAACUUUUAGUCCGACAUGUAUCCUUUUCCACUUUCCACAUCCCCUAUGUAAUUCUGUCUUUAAAAUAUUUUCAGAAGUGUCAUUUUCUUCUAAUGAAAGAAUAAAGUCACCAUUCUUAAA
Molecule: messenger RNA, 1358 nt
Organism: Electrophorus electricus (electric eel)
Lineage: Eukaryota; Metazoa; Chordata; Actinopteri; Gymnotiformes; Gymnotidae
Gene: bub3
Product: BUB3 mitotic checkpoint protein
Molecular function (GO): protein binding
Source: RefSeq, a predicted model, not a curated record